AUGAAACAAAGAUACACAGGAACAUCAAGACAUUCAUGGUACAGAUGGGUGAUCCCACAGGUACAGGCAAAGGCGGGGAGUCGAUUUGGGGCGGCAAAUUUGAAGACGAAAUCAAGCCGACGCUGCGACACAACUCCAGAGGCAUACUCUCCAUGGUCAACUCCGGCCCCAACACAAAUGGAAGCCAGUUCUUUAUAA
Messenger RNA from Yarrowia lipolytica CLIB122, 198 nucleotides. Lineage: Eukaryota; Fungi; Ascomycota; Dipodascomycetes; Dipodascales. The record is from RefSeq and is a predicted model, not a curated record.